AUGUCUACGAAUGAUCCUGACCCCCUUCAUCCCCCAUCCUCCCAAGCUCCAGAAUAUACAAGUCACCUAUCUAUUUCUCCUCGAAACCUUUCUACUUCUUCCCAAAAUCCUCAAUAUUUAUCAAACUCUCCACAAGAAACUAGAUAUUCUACUUCUCCUCUAGACACUCGACAUCUUUCGCCAGAUCAACGUUUGUCUGCCUCACCGACUGCUGCGGAGCUAUACAUACAUGGUGAACCUUUCCCAGAGCUACGGGGUCAUUCUCCACACGUCGCAGAUCCAUUGAUACAUAUUCAACAACCUUCCAACGAACAAGACGAGCUUUCGCAGAUGCCUAUCUCACAACCAUCCUCUUUCGCUCCGUUCUUCACUCUAAUAACGGAUUCUACGGUACUUGGUGAUGAUAAAGAUGGAAAUCCAAAGACUCCUACUACGCAUCAUCCUAGCAGAAUACAUUACAUAUUUUCUGAUGAUCAGGAUAGUGAAGAUUUGAAAGAUGCUUGUUUGAGAUGCCUGCCGGAUGUUUCAAAUUCUUCGAAUAGUAAUUCUUUGACGAACAAAGAUUCUGGAGAGUUAAGAACUGCGAACGCAAGUUCUAGACCGGGAUUAUCGAUUAGGAAAAGCAAGGAUGGGAAGGGCAAAUUGAGAGAGGAAAGAGUUAUUAUAAUUGAUAUGAACGCAACUGGGGAUAGAGUUGUUAGGGCACAAAGUUUGAGUGAUAAAUGGCAGGUUAUGGGAUGUGAGAUUGGAAAAGCACCUAUAUGGGAAAGUGCGGGGGAGGAGGGUGAAGAGAAUAAGGAGAAGGAGGGUGCAUUGAUGUUGAGAAUUGAUGGGGUUGGUAUCCCUAUUUUGAAAGAGGAUAAGGAUUUGAGUAGGAGUAGGGAGAAGGGGAAAGGGAACCAAAAGGAUGAUGCCAAUGGAGAAAUUGAGGAACUGGAUAUGGAUAAAAUCCUUGAGGGGUUCGAUAAGCAAAUGAAUAUUCUACGCACAGUUAUUGGUGGUGUGGGAUGGGAUCAUGGUGACCAGGGAGUGAGUAAUAUGGACGGAGAAGGAGAUGAAGGAGAUAUAGUAAUACCGGGCGCAGAGUCACUGGCAGAAGGACAGAAAGAGCGAGAGAGGGAGGGAGAGGCUUUUGAAGCUUCUUGA
Molecule: messenger RNA, 1146 nt
Organism: Sclerotinia sclerotiorum 1980 UF-70
Lineage: Eukaryota; Fungi; Ascomycota; Leotiomycetes; Helotiales; Sclerotiniaceae
Exons: 1
Coding region: 1-1146 (381 amino acids)
Source: RefSeq, a predicted model, not a curated record